AAGGUAUAUACGCAAAAGCUUGGAGUUUCGAUGUAAAGUCUACGUUGGAGCCCCAGACCUUUUAAGAGAGCAUUAUCAAGCAUUUCAAUUAAGUGCCUUAAAUUUUGCCGCAGACUUUUUUAAAGAGAUUGGCCAUUUUGUCAAGGCAAGAAUGUCAAACGACAGCGUCAGUGGUUCGUGUGUUGGCGUUUCUGCACCAAGAUAUCUUUCCAUCCUCACUACGACAGUGUCUUUAGGUCUUACACUAGUAACUGUUCCAGGAAACUCUCUGAUAUGUUACGCCAUUCUGAAAGAUCCAUUCCACGAGCUACGAACCCCGUUCACUUUUCUGAUUCUAAGUCUCGCGAUGACAGACCUCUUGGUUGGAAUCUUAAUGGAUCCGAUAUCGACAGUAUUCCAUCUUAGCGAAGCACUCAAAAUAGACCUCGUAGAUAUUCGGGUCCUCCACAUAUCUUACUUCAUUCUGUCGACAGCUUCGAUCCUCUCUUUAGGUGCAUUGACAAUCGACAGAUACGUUGCUGUGAUCUACCCUCUGAAAUACAAAAGCUAUUUGUCUACAAAGAAGUGUAUCUAUCUAUCCUUGGUUAUUUGGCUGGUAUCGAUAGGACUUAGUAUGGUUUAUUUUAAAUUUGGGUAUAUAUUUUACUCUUUAAUUUUCGCCAGUACCGCUGUUCUUCUAACUUUUCUGGUACUAUUGUUCGUCUAUGUCAGCAUCUUCAAUCGUCUUCGUAAACAGGUAAGGUCAUUAAGCCGUCAAAGAGCUUCGAGCACACAAGCAAACAGAGUGAAUAAAAAGAAAAUCUCCAGUUUAAAAUGGGAAGCGAAGGUUACAAAGGCUUUGGUACUAGUCUUACUCGCCUAUAUUCUCUGCUUCGCUCCAGCAUGCAUCAUUAUUUACGUCCUAAACUUUU
Messenger RNA from Actinia tenebrosa (Australian red waratah sea anemone), 911 nucleotides. Its product is annotated as melanocortin receptor 5. Gene Ontology annotation, cellular component: plasma membrane. The record is from RefSeq and is a predicted model, not a curated record. Gene Ontology annotation, biological process: G protein-coupled receptor signaling pathway. Gene Ontology annotation, molecular function: G protein-coupled receptor activity. Lineage: Eukaryota; Metazoa; Cnidaria; Anthozoa; Actiniaria; Actiniidae.